Myodes glareolus (Bank vole) is the source of this 3619-nucleotide messenger RNA. The record is from RefSeq and is a predicted model, not a curated record. NCBI's taxonomy places the organism in Eukaryota, Metazoa, Chordata, Mammalia, Rodentia, Cricetidae.
AUGGCGAAAUGGUGCCAGCGGUCCUACAGCUUGGAGGUGCUGUCCGAGGGCCCCGAGGCGGGCGGUGGGCGCCUAUGCUUUCGCAGCCCCGUUCGGGGCUUCCGCUGCCAGGCGCCGGGCUGCGUGACGCUGGUCUCGGCGGGUGGUUCUCUGCGCGCCCACGUCCUGCGCAACCGCAGCGUGUUGCUGCAGUGGCGACUGGCUCCGGCCGAGGCGCGCCGCGUGCGAGUCUUCGCGCUGAACUGCUCGUGGCGUGGCACCUACACACGCUUCCCGUGCGAUCGCGUGCUGUUGGGCGCCUCCUGCCGCGACUACCUGCUGCCCGACGUGCACGAUAGCGUGCGCUACCGCUUGUGCCUGCAGCCGCUGCCGCUGCGCGCUGAGCUCGCCGCCACCCAGCCAGAGCUCGCCGAGUGCGUGGAGUUCACCGCCGAACCGGCAGCUAUGCAGGAGAUCGUGGUGGCCAUGACGGCGGUGGGCGGCUCCAUCUGUGUCAUGCUGGUGGUCAUCUGCCUGCUGGUGGCCUACAUCACCGAGAACCUCAUGCACCCGACCUUCCGGCGACCCAGUCUGCGCAGGCAGUCCUGAAGCGCAAGGCGACCCGCCCAUCUGGGUUCCACCUGCCUAAAUGUGCUGAGAUCCUAGGCCCUUUCCCUGCUUCCCUCUCAUUCUCUCUCCCUCUUUACGAUGCCCAUGGAGGGCCUAAUGGAGACUAGCCCAUGCAGGGACCUUGUCAUCAUCCACGACCUUGCCAGCCCCAGCUGGAUGUCCGCUUUCCAGACUCAGGCCUCAGACUGGCCAUGGGGCCCAGACUAGAGUGUCAGCCGCGUCCAGGGGUCUUCCCCAUCUCUAGAGGCCUUUUUGGGCCGGCUGGAAUAUACAGUCCCUCUGUCAAGAGCCACUCACUGGCACCCAGGAUCAUCAACCUGAACUUUCUUCCCGUGCCAGAUUGUCAGAGCUCGGUCGUGAUCGUUGCCUGGUCACUUUGUGCUUUGCAGAUGGGGAGGAGUGACCUCUGGAUCCUGUACCCACCCCACCUUACCCAGUGGGCUUAGGUUAGCUUUGUGCCUUAGUUUCUCUGCCCCACUGCAGGAACCACCCAUCAUCCCUCUGCUGUCCAUGGGGAUUUGUGGCCCUGAGACUGGCUGGCUUAUGCAUGCUUCUGGCCAGAGUCCCAUUGAGGACACACCAUCUUCGAGAUUUUCAGGAGUCUGGGGCAGGGGAUCACAGGUCCUGUUUUGUCUUCCUAUGUGGGUGUCCAAGAAGCCAAGAGCCAUGAUGUAGCUCAGCAGACUGGGCCCAAUGUCCAGCUGCUGCAUCCAGGGGUGAGUGCCCUCCACCUUAGGAGGCUGGGGAUUCACCCUUUUCCUUUCGCUUGUACUGCCUUGAUUAGGACUUUCCCGAUGUUGUGUGUGUGUGUGUGUGUGUGUGUGUGUGUGUGUGUGUGUUGGGGUGGGACUGUUUAGGAGGACAGCUGAAGGGAUCAUGAGGGCUUUAAGGAAAGCUGCCAGCCUCGUCCAACCAGACCCUUAAUUGUGGUCUGGAUCCCAAGCCUCAACCAACUUGAGACCUCAGUGGCCACAGAGCCACUUCACCACCCCCUGUCCUUCUUACAAUAGAGGGUGGAGAGCCUGUGAUCUGCCCCCAGUGACGUUGCCCCUCCAUCUGAAUGGGCAGAGGUUGGCCUUGCCUACCUCCUGACACACACAGGCACCUGGCUGAGGUCACCCAGCCAUCUGAUGAUAUUGGGCACUGGAACGGGUAAGGCUCUGAGCACUGGACUUGACCCUGGCUAUUUUCCCUCCACUCUCACCCCAGCGACCACAAUGACCUGAGCCCUGGCUGGCAGCACUGUACCCUACCUCUCUGUCUUUGCUCUGCCUGCUCCCCACGAGGCACUGGUCAGUUGCCAACAUCUAAAUGUCCAUCACUCUCAGACCAAAAACACUGUCUUGCGUGUUUAUUUGGGAUGCUGGAGGGAAGGUGAUGGGUGAGGGAAGGGAGGGUGGAUUUAGUUCCUCCUCCAAGGGCCUCUCAAGCAUCAGUCCAGUGGCUGGCCCUGAACUUUUCCUGGUGUCGAUGGAUUGGGGAUCAGCCCUAGGCAGUGUUCACUGAAAUGAUGAUUUGACAGUUCUGGCAGAAGGACAGGUGUCCAUGGCUUGUUUGUCCACCCUCAGACCUUGGGAAAGCAUCUCUUUCUUGGUCAGCUGUACUGGGCAUGGGGGUGGGGGAUGGGACUGGCAGUGAUUCGAAACAGCCUCAACAUGCAGUGAUGAGCCAUUUGCACUGUGACAAGCAGCAGUUAGGCAGCUCCAGAAGGGGGUACCCUCUCCAACGUGGGGCUACUGUGUGAGUCACUCACUCUCCCCACCUGGAAUGUCCUUGGGACUCUUGUGCUCCUGUGACCCCUGAAGAAAGCAAAAGCACAGGCAGGGAUGAGCCAGCUCGGAUGAGUGACUCAUCUUGAGGGGGUGGGAGAAGGGUUGGGGGUGUAGGGAUGUGCCUCCACUCAUCUGAGGGGUGGAGGACAUAGCAGGCUGUCUAGACAGCCAGGACAGAAAUGGGAGGGGUUUGUGGCACAGCUGCUGUUCUUUGGGGACCUGGGCUGUUUAUGAGGUGAAUUCUGGUGUCUUCAGCCAGCAUGGGCAGAAGUUGGUAUUCUGGAAGUGCCCUAUCUGCAGUUCCUUAGUGUCCAGCUUCUAGCUCCCUGGGCACAGUCUGGUGCUAACAUUCUAUGAGACCUCCUUAGUCCCUCGACAGGAUUCAGCUGUAGCUCAGGGUUUAGAAUGCUUUCCUAACAGUGAAAAGGUUCUGGGCUCAAUCUCCAGCACUGUAUAAAUUGGGAACCAUGGCAGACAUCUGUACCCCAGCACUCAGGACGUGGAGAGUGGAGGAUAAGCUGCUCAGAGUCAGAUGGGCAUGAAGGUGCAUGUCCUUGAUUCAGGAAAUUGGCCAGAGGCGUGCAGAUCUCUGCGUUCCUGACCAUCCUGGUCCACAAAGUGAGUUCCAGGACAGCCAGGGAUAUCACACAGAGAAACUCUGUCUCAAAGAACCAGAAAAAAAAGUCAUUCUCAUCUAUAUGUUGUGUUAAAGGCCGGGGGAAAGAGAAACAACAACACCCCCCCCCAACUUUUAGAUCAGCCAAAUGGAAAGAAAUAAAUUACGUCCAUUUAAUUAUUGUCCAGGUUCCCCACAAUUAUGCCCCAGACAGAGCUAUAUCCCAGGCCAACUCUUGACAUUUCCAGUAUGAUCCCCUAGGGGCAUUUUGCACUUCUGCUGGAAACGAAACCCUCUGCUCUGCCUACCCUCCAAAACCCAGUCAUGGCAUGUGACCACCUUAGCCUACCAGGAUAAUCCAUAGCCAUUUUCUUUGCAUGAAUUGAACCCCCAUGAGGGGAGUGUCAGUGUUUCUAUGGAAUGACCAGCUUCUUCUAGAACCUACAUAUGCUGAGCUACACACAGAAGCCACCAGAAGCACUCACUCACUGUUACCAGGGCUUAGGACAUCCUCCUAGUCAGUGUGGAUUUUGAGCACUUAAAUGUGGCUAGUGUGACUGAGGAAAAUUUUGCUUUUGAGAUAGGGUUUCAGUGUGUAGUCCUGACUGCCAUGAAACUUGCU